This is a messenger RNA of Physeter macrocephalus (sperm whale), 2172 nucleotides long. It is a transcript of the gene RHEB, whose product is annotated as Ras homolog, mTORC1 binding. Gene Ontology annotation, biological process: small GTPase-mediated signal transduction. Gene Ontology annotation, molecular function: GDP binding; GTP binding; GTPase activity. Lineage: Eukaryota; Metazoa; Chordata; Mammalia; Artiodactyla; Physeteridae. The record is from RefSeq and is a predicted model, not a curated record. The transcript has 8 exons. Gene Ontology annotation, cellular component: plasma membrane. Bases 277 to 843 code for a protein of 188 amino acids.
GGGGCGAGGGCGGCCGCCGCAGCGGGAGUGCGGCGCUGACGCUAGCCUCUGUCUGGGGGCCCUGCGGCGGCGCGCGGUCACGUGGGCGUGUUUGGGGGCGGGGCCGCGCGGCGGUUCCGGGCGGUUGGGCGCGCGAGCGAGGAGCCGAGGCAGCCGCGCCCGCCCGCCCCGCCCCUGGAUGCCGCUGUUCCCCGGCGCGGCCGCCACCGAUCGCAGCACAGGAGCCACCGCCGCCACGGUUGAUGUGGUUGGCCCGGGGCUGAGGAGGCCGCUAAGAUGCCGCAGUCCAAGUCCCGGAAGAUCGCGAUCCUGGGCUACCGGUCUGUGGGGAAAUCCUCAUUGACGAUUCAGUUUGUUGAAGGCCAAUUUGUUGAUUCCUACGAUCCAACCAUAGAAAACACUUUCACAAAAUUGAUCACAGUAAAUGGACAAGAAUAUCAUCUUCAACUUGUAGAUACAGCUGGGCAGGAUGAAUAUUCCAUCUUUCCUCAGACAUACUCCAUAGAUAUUAAUGGUUAUAUUCUUGUGUAUUCUGUUACAUCAAUCAAAAGCUUUGAAGUGAUCAAAGUUAUCCAUGGCAAACUGUUGGAUAUGGUGGGGAAAGUACAGAUACCUAUUAUGUUGGUUGGGAAUAAGAAGGACCUGCAUAUGGAAAGGGUGAUCAGUUAUGAAGAAGGGAAAGCGUUAGCAGAAUCUUGGAACGCAGCUUUUUUGGAAUCUUCUGCUAAAGAAAAUCAGCCCUGCAGAUGUUCCUUUAAAGGCAUAUUCGAGGAAGGAUGUCACUUCUAUUUCAGAAGGCUUCCCGUAUCUCCUUUUCCCUUUUCCUCCAUGGCGUUAAUUUAGACUGAGAACGUCCAAGCUUGUCUCCUGCCUCCAUGUUCUCACCAAUAUAUUUCUGUUUGCUGCCAUUCACCUUCUGAAGCUACAAAUCAGAUGAUGUCACCCUCAAGUGAAAACUGUCAGUGGGUUGCCCAUCAUCUAUAAAACAAACCCGAAAUGCCCUCAGCAUGAUGUUGAGUGCGGUGUGUGAUUCGAACUUUUCCGGCCUCUUCUUUCACUGUAUCCCUGUACUUUUCAGUCGCACUAAAUUCCUCCCACUUAAUUAAAUACAAGGGGUACUUCCAGAUGCCUCCCCUUUACUCUCAUUCUUCUCUGACUUGAAAUAUCCUUUCUCUAAUUAACUACAUAAAGUAUUUUCAACAUGUGCUCUUGUUUGAUCUUGCAAUAAGAUUAACUGGCUUUCAUUUCUGCGAGGAAACUGUAGCUCAGUGAGGGUGGGUGGCUUGAUGUGGUUGAGGACAGUCAGCUGUUCUUCCCCAGCUCCGCCACCUUUCACCACUGAGACCCCAGCCCUCAAGGUUCUACUUAAAUUCCGCUUUCUCCUGGACCCCUGCAUGAUUCGUCCAGCGAAAAUUAAUAGUAGUUUCUUCUCUCUUAUCCCCUUUAAUUCAUUCUCAGAUUCCAGGCCGUCUCACUGGCCUUCAUUUUCUCCAUAAUGUCCGGCACAGUGGUUUUAUAUCUACUAGGUGCUCAGUCAACCCAGGUAUCCCUUGAUAGGCAAAUCUGUUUGUCCCUGUGUCCCCAGGUGAGGGAAGUUAAAUCUAUACAAUUGAUUCCCAAGUUCCAGAUAGCAAGAGAUUUAUCUGCAUCCAUUUAGUGCAGAGAGUGAGAAUUCAGAUGAGAAGAGCUGAGAUAGUAAGAGAUACCUGUACUGCUUAAUUGAAUUAAAUCAGACAUUUAUUGGGUGUCUAAUCUAUCCUUACGAUCAUCCAGUUGAACUGUCUCAUUUUAGAGGUGAGGCGUUUUAAGAUCCAGAGAGGUAAAUAACUUUUCUAAGGUCACUCUAUAUUUCAUAUGGUAUAAGAACUUGGACUAAAUUUUAAAUUUAACCCAAAUUCAGUCCUCUCUCCUCUCCACCAUGCUUUCUGAUGGAUGGGAAGAGAGGGCCUUGUGCAUAACCAAAGUGUAAUAGAGAUUAGAGUGUUCCUGAGGGAGAGAGAGCGACCGUUCUGUAUUUAAAAGUCUGUGUGUGAACCUUAAAUGGAAUCUGGUUCUAAAAUCCCUCGUGUAAAAGACAUAUUUGGUCAAUUGGGGAGAUUUGAUUACGUUUUAGAUAUAUUAGGGAAAUGGCGUUAGUUGUCUUAGGUGUAAUGAUGAUGUCGGGAUUAUGAA